AUGCGGUCGGGACUGGUUAGGAACGGUUUAGUGCGGUGGGGAACGGGGUGGCCUGUCAAGGAGCACGGCCAGCAGUGCGUAGCGAAGGCACGUGCAGCUGCUGCUGCUGCACUCGCGGCUCCUGGUGCGCGGGCAGCUGCGCGUGCGGCUGUUUGGCGCGUGCAGCUGCUGCUUCGUGCGUGGGGGGCUGCUACUCGUGUGUGUGCAGUGGCGCGCGCGUGUGGCUGUGCGUGCUGCAUCCGCGUGUGCGAAGCGGGACAGGGCGCGGCACGGGACGAAAAGGGGUUGGGGGAAGCGCGCGUGUGUGCAGGCGCUGCUGCGCGCGCGUAUGCCUAG
This is a messenger RNA of Closterium sp. Naga37s-1, 336 nucleotides long. The record is from the annotation of a GenBank genome assembly. NCBI's taxonomy places the organism in Eukaryota, Viridiplantae, Streptophyta, Zygnematophyceae, Desmidiales, Closteriaceae.